AAUAAUUUUCCGAUGAUUAGUUGAAUAUAAUCACUCGCAUGGGAACAGUAAAACAUUUGGGUGAUGAUGAUGACAUUUAAAAAAAUAUUUUAAAAAUCAGUUACCCAACUUGUGGUUGGCACAAACUUCUGAGCAGAUGGUAGGCCCCCGAAGCGCUUGGUAUGUAUUUUGUUUUUUAGAAACGGUUAAUACUGCCAAUAUUGCAUUUGGUAAUAGCGUCACACAUUUCCCUUGUGAACUGGUUGAGUGGAUCAAUAUUGUUGCCAAACGUGCCCUUGAGCAUGGUCGACGCUUGCGGGAUGACGCACAGUUCGACCGCAGGUCACCUACCCUAAUCGAGCAAUUUCCUGGUCAUCAAUCACAAUGGAGCCACUGGCGCUGCUGUGCGCCAGCCUAAACAUCGACUUGACCAGCGUAGACUUCCCUGCACUAGUGCG
Kickxella alabastrina is the source of this 437-nucleotide messenger RNA. RefSeq lists its product as uncharacterized. The coding region runs from base 137 to 397 and encodes 86 amino acids. The record is from RefSeq and is a predicted model, not a curated record. The transcript has a single exon. Lineage: Eukaryota; Fungi; Kickxellomycota; Kickxellomycetes; Kickxellales; Kickxellaceae.